AUGUUUCGAGACAGAACAAACCUGUAUAUUUCCUAUCGGCAAUCGUUCCCGAGGUCGACCCGACAGCUUCUAGCAACACAUGCGUCCGAUGAGGAGGAACAGGGACUAAUCGCCAACUCAGACAACACCGGUGGAGCCGAUGAGAUUGAGCUUGCCCAUAUGGGCAACUCACUGGCCAAAACCAUCUCAGACGACGUCCACGGCAUUUUGAGCGAAAUCAAGGUCAAGGUCAAUCGACUGGAGGUUCUCCACCGGAAAAACUCGCUCCCUGGCUUCGAUGACCGAAGUGGUGAAGAAAAGCUCAUCUCAGAUAUCACCUACGACAUCACCCAGGACCUGCACCACUGCCAGGGCAUGCUGAAGAAGCUGGACCGACAAUCCGGCGAUCCUGUCCAGGACAAGAUGCAAAUGAACGCCAAAAUCGCCCUUGCCACCAAGAUUCAGGAUGCGUCCACAGUGUUCCGAAAACUGCAGAGUAAUUAUCUCAAGGCUCUCAAACGAAACGAGGGCAGCAUGGACCCCAUUUUCCAGUCGACCACUUCCAGUAACACCCACGACGAAGAUGUUUCCUUGUCGCAGAAGGCACUUCAGCAAUCUCAACAGCUCAUUGAAGAGGACGACCAGAGCACCCAGAACCAUCAUAUCCGACAACGAGAACGGGAGAUUGCGCAGAUUGCAGAGGGUAUCAUCGAGCUGGCAGAGAUCUUCAAAGACCUGCAGACUAUGGUCAUUGACCAGGGAACCCUGCUGGAUCGAAUCGAUUACAACAUUGAAAACAUGGCUGUUAACGUGAAACAGGCAGAUAAGGAGUUGGUCCAGGGAGCGGUGUAUCAGAAGCGAUCCAACAAGUGCAAGAUCAUUCUGCUUCUUACACUUGUGGUUGUGGGUCUCUUGAUCGUGGUAAUUGCCAAACCAAGAUCCCAUACUGUCUACGUGGAGCCUGUGGCUGGCAAACCGGCCCCAGCCCCUCCAGCUAAUGACAAGCCUGCUACUGGAGGCGACAACAAGAACAACAAUAAUGAUAGACCUGUAGACGAGCCCGAGAAGGGUUCUCAAAAUCCCCAAGAUGAUGGUGCAGAUUCUAGACCCGUCGUUUCUCACGCCCUGUUAUGA
Messenger RNA from Yarrowia lipolytica CLIB122, 1113 nucleotides. RefSeq lists its product as uncharacterized. Gene Ontology annotation, biological process: intracellular protein transport; vesicle-mediated transport; vesicle fusion. Gene Ontology annotation, molecular function: SNAP receptor activity; SNARE binding. The record is from RefSeq and is a predicted model, not a curated record. Gene Ontology annotation, cellular component: endomembrane system; membrane; SNARE complex. NCBI's taxonomy places the organism in Eukaryota, Fungi, Ascomycota, Dipodascomycetes, Dipodascales.